Cylicocyclus nassatus is the source of this 805-nucleotide messenger RNA. Lineage: Eukaryota; Metazoa; Nematoda; Chromadorea; Rhabditida; Strongylidae. The record is from the annotation of a GenBank genome assembly.
CUAUUAUCAAAACCAUAACCAGCUUCAGGUGGCUUCACAUCUUGGGACUAUAAAGCUAAACAAUAGAAACUGCUGCGAUGGCAACUAAGGAAAGGUCCGAUAUGUCAGCCAGGUCUUUUGUGGAUGGACUUUUGAAGUCGCACAAAGUUGUUGUUUUCUCCAAGUCUUAUUGUCCGUAUUGUCACAAAGCAAAAGCAGCACUGGAAAGUUGUAACGUCAAGCCCGACGCUAUGGCAUGGAUUGAGAUCGAAGAUAGACCAGAUUGUGCGCAAAUCCAAGACUAUCUGAAGGAUCUGACCGGAGCUCGUUCAGUACCUCGAGUCUUCAUUAACCAGAAGUUCUUUGGUGGUGGGGAUGACACCGCUGCUGCUGCAAAGAAUGGAAAGCUUGCUAAGCUGUUGAAAGAGGCUGAGGCAAUUUGAUUCGCUAUUUCGUUUCUAAUUUCUUCAUUUCAUCUGCUUUGCUUUCGGCGGACCCUCUUCCUCUACUUAUCACUUUUUCUUAUGGUAUGGAGUAUUCAGUAUUGAGAUUUCCGUCUGUUCUUUUCAUUCUUUUCUGAGAAAUCUUUGAUGAUAGAAGUGACUUAGCAAAUUCAUUCGUUACAAUGUUGUAGUCCAUUUGUAUGUGAUACCUCAUAGAGAGCUUUCUUAGGCACAGCUUAUAUGAGUGUGUUGUUGUAGGAUCAGAUUCUUGACUUCAACAUAUAUGUCGUGGAUGAUCUUGUGCGAUUUUUACCUCUCUGAACAAAUUUCUCAUUCCUUACAACAGUUCAACUACGAAACAUACACUAAUUAUGCAAGCAGUC